Messenger RNA from Peronospora farinosa, 687 nucleotides. NCBI's taxonomy places the organism in Eukaryota, Oomycota, Peronosporomycetes, Peronosporales, Peronosporaceae. The record is from the annotation of a GenBank genome assembly.
AUGUUUGUGUUUACACGCAUCUCAGACGUGAUUCCAGUGGCACCGGAGCUUUUUGAUGCUGACUAUACGCAAGUGUUGAUUGAGGAAAUUGACCGUAAAUAUGCCAACAAAGUCAUUACAGACGUGGGACUUUGUAUUACACUCUAUGACUUUGUAAGAAUUGGCGACGCAUUCGUCCAUCCAUCAGAUGGUACGUCACACUCGCAGGUGGAGUUCCGCAUGGUCGUGUUUCGUCCAUUUGUAGGGGAAGUGCUCAAAGGUCGUAUCGUGAGCUGUACGGAGGAGCACAUUCGUGUUUCGAUGGACUUUGUUCAGGACAUUAUUAUCCCGUCGUAUGCACUACAGACGCCGUCAUAUUUUGAUACAACAGAGAGACUGUGGGUAUGGAAGUACGCGGAAGGACAAGAGAAAUUCUAUAUGGACUUGCACGAGGAUAUCCGUUUCCGUGUGACCAAUAUCAACUUUACACGUGUGACUAAGACUGCAAAAGGCAUUCAAGCCACAACGACAGAGGCGACGGAAAAGGCAGAGAAGGACGGUAGUACUGAGGACAUGCGGCAAUCUUUGGCUCGUCGACGGUCGUCGAGCGUAGAUUUGUCGGACAACGACCCAACGCCAUCAGCCAUUCACAUCCUGGGAACGAUCGAUGAAGAUGGUUUGGGCUUGUCAUCGUGGUGGACGAGCUAA